Molecule: messenger RNA, 789 nt
Organism: Erythranthe guttata (spotted monkey flower)
Lineage: Eukaryota; Viridiplantae; Streptophyta; Magnoliopsida; Lamiales; Phrymaceae
Product: putative germin-like protein 2-1
Molecular function (GO): manganese ion binding
Source: RefSeq, a predicted model, not a curated record
CAACAUUCUUGAGAAAUUGCAAUUUAAUUACAAAAAUGGCACAAAAUUCAAUAUUGUUUUGCAUUUUAGCCCUUGGUUUCUUUUUCGGUGUCUCCUACGCCUUCGAUCCUAGCCCACUUCAAGAUUUCUGCGUCGCUGACUUCAAUAGCACAGUGAGAAUCAACGGUCUACCAUGCAAGGACCCUGCAUCCGUCGUAGUGGAUGAUUUCUUCUUCAGAGGGUUCAAUGUAACCGGAAACACAACCAACCCUUAUGGCUCGUCCACGAUCCCCAUGAACGUGGCUCGAGUUCCGGGGCUCAACACGCUCGGCUUGACAGUGGCUCGGCUCGACUACUCGCCAGGUGGCUUCGUGCCACCUCACUUUCAUCCUAGGGGUACCGAAAUCUUGACUGUUCUAGAAGGUUCUCUCGAAGUGGGCUUCGUCACCUCGUACCCUAACUACAAACACUAUAGCAAGGUUCUCGAAAAGGGCGAUGCUUUUGUCAUCCCCGUUGGGCUUAUUCAUUACCAGAGGAAUUUGGCUAAUGGCAAUACGGUGGCGCUUGGUGUUGUGAAUAGCCAGAAUGCCGGUGUAACCGUGGUUUCGAAUGCCGUUUUCGGGGCUAAACCCGCGAUUAGUAGCGAUUAUUUGUCUAAGGCUUUUCAGUUGGAUAAGAAGAUUGUGGAAGAGCUCCAAGCCAAGUUCUAGAUUAUUAUAUUGUUGUAACUUGGCUAAUUAAUUAUUGGAGAUUAAUUAUGAUUAUGUAAUUAGAAGUGUUUAUAAUAGUAAUAAAAUAAAAUAAAUUGAC